Molecule: messenger RNA, 2295 nt
Organism: Seminavis robusta
Lineage: Eukaryota; Bacillariophyta; Bacillariophyceae; Naviculales; Naviculaceae
Source: the annotation of a GenBank genome assembly
GGCUCGUUAGCUUCCUCUCGAAUUGCCUCCCAACGAAUGCUGGGUUUGAUGCUCGCAUAAUCCUCCUCUCAGAGAAAAACUUUACUGGAGACCAACAAGCAUCAAGCAUCAAGCUUUUAAAAAAGCGUCUCGUCCAUCUACAAGCUACUACACUGCCCCGUCGUCGUGUCUUUACCGUCCGUCUCCUCUCCUCCUCUGUCUCUGCUUAUCCACUCUAGCCACUACAUCGUCUCAUCUCUUCAUCGCUCCUUCCUGCCGCCCUCAAGUAAGAUGUCUUCUUCGACCGGUUUGGAACUCGACUUUGGAUUCGGUGGUCUCUUGGACGCUGGUAUGGCCACUGGCACCAACACUGGAAGUACUGCUGGUGGUUUUGCUUCAGGCCUCUCUGAAUUCGGUGGUGGCUCGGUGCCUCACACAAAUGGUGACUUUUUGAGUACCCUGUUCGACUCUACUUCAGUGCCUGGUGUUGGCGUUGGCGUUGGCGUUGGAGGAGUGCCAUCGGCUGCUUCUUGGCAGAAGAAAGCGCUCCUCGAUCAACAGCAGCAACAGUUGCAACAGGAACAGAAUAGCUUGAAUGCUCUCUUGAGCCAGCACAACAGCACUAACGCUGCCUCGGCUACAGCUGCGGCUCCUGGUGCUUCGAGCGCCUCCAAUCCAUUUGGUGGCUUUGCCACUCGCGAAGACCUUGAGACUCUUUCCUUGAACGCUGCUGCUGCUGCCAAUGGAACCACCGCGGCAGCCGCCGCUGCGGCCACUCAGCAAGCACAGCAAAAUGCAGCCUUUGGCUCGCAUCAUCAGAUGGCAACCAACACCUCUCAAGCUGUCUCUGGCAACUACAUGUUUGUUGCUACCAUUGUGGACCCUAACCAAGAAGAUGCCCCUCCCCAACAGAUGCUCUUUCUCCCAGGCUCAAACCAAGUCAUUCCCAUGCCCUCCUCACAAGCGCCAGGAACAGCAAGUGCCACAGCCGCUGGAUCGACGGCUUCUGGUCUCUCUCCUAUGAUGGCUCUUGCGAACCUGCCGGUGGUCUUCCCUCAAGCUGGAGCCUCAGCGACAUCAGCGAGUGCAAACUCGAAUGCUGCUGCUACUGCUUCGCCUUCUGUGACCUCCAAGACCGACUCCUUUCCACCGUUGCUAGAGGCUGCCGCUGCUGCGACCAACAACGCCGCACGUUCCCGCAAGGGAAAUGCUGACUUGGGACUUUCCAUCAACAGUCCAUGGUCGACACUGCACAGCCAGCAGCAGCAACAGCAAGGAUUCUUCAGCAACUGGAACGGUAGCAACAUGGUGGGAGGGUUGAGCACUGUCAACCCCCUCAGCAGCCUGGAGGAUGUAUAUGCAUCGUCCGCGGCAGCUGCGCAGUCCCUCACGGCCCCACCUACGCCCCUGGAACUGGCGACGCUCGGUAUCUCGGUUGAUCAGCAGCAGCAGCACGGAUUUCCCAGUUUCAAAGCAACGGAAGUCGCCCAAGUGCCCGCGGCUGCAGGAAGACGCAACGACGGCGCCAAUGCUGGUAAGGCUGCUCAGGCCAGCAGUAUGCCCAUUCGGCCUCUCAGUGCCUACAACUUCUUCUUUUCGGACGAACGAGAACGUAUUCUGCAGAAUCGCACCGACGAAAACGACGUCUUUGAUUCGGCCAAGAAACAGCGUCUCUUGCUUGCGCAUCUUGCCAAGGACCGCACUAAGCGCAGGCCUCAUCGCAAGACUCAUGGUAAGAUCAACUUUACCACGCUCUCGAAGCUCAUUGGCCAGCGCUGGAAGCAGUUGCCCGACGAACGCAAGAACUUUUACAGAGAAGUGGCGGCUAUUGACCUCGAACGAUACCAGAGAGAGCUCAGAGAGCGAUCCCCAUCCUCGUCCGCCGUUGAGGCGUCAAUGUGAGCCUCUUUGGAUUGGAUGAUACCGGUAUGAUGGAAGCCCGAAACCCAUCGGCUCGCCGACGGUCUUGGCUGCUCUCUUUCACCGAAGUCAUCUGUGUCCUGAUGCCGUGUACAGACGCAUCCACCUUUGCGUACUCUUUCACACUAUUUAUGCAAACUCCCAUGCUUCAAUCAAUGCUCCAACUAAUUGAAGUCAGAAUCCUUCGCCCGACUGAACGAAUAAUCCUUCAUGCAGGCAAAAUGUCGUCACCUUUAAUGCCAUGUACAUUGUCACAGAUUCCAAAUGUUGUUGUACAUAAUAACUAAUAAUUAAUUGAACAGCAGAUUACGAAAACUGGAAAGAUUCAUCGUCUGAUGCUUUGCCCACAGUUCAUACUUUAACAGUAUCGAAAAAAAAUCCAUUUUUGUGCCUCAG